Messenger RNA from Ilex paraguariensis (yerba mate), 496 nucleotides. NCBI's taxonomy places the organism in Eukaryota, Viridiplantae, Streptophyta, Magnoliopsida, Aquifoliales, Aquifoliaceae. The record is from the annotation of a GenBank genome assembly.
AUACGAUGGAAACAUUACAUGUGCAGGGCGUAUUGCCAUCCAAUCAUUAUGUGCUCCACAAUGUGAAUUUUCCAACAUGGAAUGGGAUAUACUUUCCUUUAUCAGAUCUUUGAAAGGCCUGGUCCGAUCUUCAAAUGCUGUUGCUUUUAUGACCUUUCCACCUUCACUUGUUUCACCAUCUUUCUCAAAGAGAUUGCAGCAUUUGGCCGACACCUUGCUGUCUGUCAGAGCAAUUCCAGACGAGGACAAGGAAUUGGCAAAACUCCUCACUGGUUACCAGGAUAUGGUUGGCCUUCUCAGUGUACACAAAGUGGCACGCAUCAAUACACAGGUUCCUGUAAUUCUAGAGGCAUCCACAUUCUCCAUUAAGCUGCAGAAGCGGAGGUCAUUAGUUCUAGAAUGUUUAAAUCAAGCUCCCGUGGAUGGUUCAAGUGGGAGUUCGUAUGGCUCUUCCAGUAGUUGUUCUGGGUCUUCUAAGACCCACAUAGAUUUUUAG